Cololabis saira (Pacific saury) is the source of this 1443-nucleotide messenger RNA. Its product is annotated as Krueppel homolog 1-like. Gene Ontology annotation, molecular function: DNA-binding transcription factor activity, RNA polymerase II-specific; RNA polymerase II cis-regulatory region sequence-specific DNA binding. The record is from RefSeq and is a predicted model, not a curated record. The coding region runs from base 1 to 1443 and encodes 480 amino acids. NCBI's taxonomy places the organism in Eukaryota, Metazoa, Chordata, Actinopteri, Beloniformes, Belonidae. The transcript is spliced from 6 exons. Gene Ontology annotation, biological process: regulation of transcription by RNA polymerase II.
AUGAAGAUCCACACUGGCGAAAGGCCGUACCUGUGCAACACCUUCAACAAACCCUUUACUAAAUCAUCAGCUCUUAAAAGCCACAUAAUCACGCACAUGGGCGAGAAGCCCUACAUCUUCAAAACAUGUGGAAAAAGUUACAGAGAACGUUCCAAACUGGUGAUUCACUCAAGGAUCCACACGGGCGAGAAGCCCUACAUUUGCAAAACAUGUGGAAAGAGUUACAGGCUACGUUCCACCCUGGUGGUUCACUCAAGGACCCACACCGGCGAAAGCCCGUCCCUGUGCAACACGUGCGGGAAAACCUUUACUAAAUCAUCACAUCUUAACUGCCACAUAACCACACACACGGAUGAGCUUAUUGGAGUGGAGUAUCUCUACAAGCAAACUGGUAAAGUGCUGCAGGAUUACAACGUGGCCAUUGAGCAGUCAGAGAAUAAUGUGGUCCAGGUGGAUGAGAGUUUCAUUGAGACUGAGGAGUUUGUAAACAUGACCCUUCCAUCCUUGGAGACAGUGCGAAGACCUGCCGUCUCACAAUCGUCUGCAGCUGCUCCUAUUCCACCACUUUCAGCUCCUCCAUCUACCAGCUCCACAUGUCUGCCAGCAGUUCCUCCUUCAGCUCCAUCAACCAGCUCCAUGUCUCUGCCAGCAGUCCCUUCUUCAGCUCCAUCAACCAGCUCCAUGUCUCUGCCAGCAGUCCCUCCUUCAGCUCCUCCAUCUAUCAGCUCCACAUGUCUGCCAGCAGUCCCUCCUUCAGCUCCAUCAACCAGCUCCAUGUCUCUGCCAGCAGUCCCUCCUUCGGCUACGGCUUCUCCUUUGGACAGCCUACUGAUGGCUAAAUCCAGGCCAGCAAUUCUUCCUGCUACUCAAUGCUCCCCAACACAGCAACCUUCGUCAGGAGCUGCUGCUCAAGCUUCUGAAGCCUCCUCCUCACAUGAUGAUUCAGUUGGGCCUGACAACAUCGAAGGGUAUGGAGCAGUACAAGACUUGGCAGAGUUUUUGGUUGGCCUCAGACACCACCGUCUUGCCUUGAGUGGAGAAGAGGCCAACCAGGUCAUCACCUUGUGGCAAAUGCUGGGGGAGUACGACAAAAGAAAAACCAUUUACCCAAUACGUCACCGAACCAACCUGUCACAGGGUCGACUCAGGGCAACCAAAAAGAUUGUGGCACCAGGUGUAGAGAGCACCAAAAGAUCUUUCAUCGGGGCCCACAGUCCAGCUCAGUGGCCUGACUGUAACAGGGUGGUGGAGGCCGUCUUCCUGAGACUCUGUGCCCUCUACCCAAAUGCUGUGCACUGUGAUGGUAAAAAGGUGUCCCGGUUCACAAUGAUGGCUCGUUUAUACAAACACAUCCGGGAGUGUGUAAUAACAAACAGUAGAGUGAUGAGUGAGACCACCAUCCAGCUCCCCGAAGUAAACGCUGCCACACUCACACAAUGGUGA